UUUUAUGGUGUGGAAUGUCAAUGUAACUAGUAAGUUGUUGCGUCAAAUGUGUGGUUGUGUCAAAUGGUGUCGAAACAAGUGCAUCAGGUGAAUGUGAAUGUGAAUGGCAAUUGCUAGUGAAUGGAAAGGAGUUUAUUCGUUCAAACAACAAAGCAUGCGAGCUAGAGUUUAUUUGUAGACAAAAAGCUUAAUUAAUCUCUCUGAGCACCACUUAAAAUGAAAUAGUGAGUAAAUAAACGAAAGCAGUUUAGAGCAGUUAGGUUACAAAACGCAUCAGUAUCAAAUUACAAAAAUCAGACAGUUUCGGGAUUGUUAAAAUCAAGCUGAAGAAGUUAAUAAAAUAAGUAAAUAUCGAAAAAUUGGGAAAACGAAUGUAAAUUCAAUAGUUGCUUAUUCGAAAGUGCGGAGUGGAUAAUUUGGGAGGUAAACAAAAGAAGUUCGUCUGACGUGUCAGAGCGAAGAGAACCAUUAUUGAAGAUUUGCAACGAGUGGGAUGUAUUUUACGAGUAAGCAGAAUCGGACGUCCAAUUAGGACCUUAAUUGAAGGGCUUCCGAGUCAAUAAUCUCGGAAGAAAGUGUCCCUGGACGGGCGUCCGAGCUCGUCGAGUGAACAUAACCUCAAAGGAAGACAGCACGAUAAUGGGUAGCAUGUGCAAUGACUGCAUGGCUCGCGUGCCGUACGCGACCCUCAUAGCCACAAUAAUGUGCUGUUUGGGAGUUGGCAUUUUUUGUGGCACAAUGUAUAGAGGCGCCACACUAUCAUCACUGAUGAUGGACCAGGUCUUCAAUUUGCGGCUUGGCUGGUUGGAAGCCGUGCAGUUGAUAUUUGCAGCAAUCGGAGCAUGCAUGGCAGCCUUAGGAUUCAUGAUUCUUUGUGUCGGUUGUCUUGCCACUGGAGCAACAAGACACAAAGUUUAUCGUGCUUGGAGAUCUAGAGUGGGUGGUCGAAUAACGUGCGCUAUUUUCAUGACCGUUACUUAUGUCUUGGGACUCGGAUGGCUCUUGAUAUUCGCAUUCAUGGUCAUCACGACUUUCGUAUUCACAGCCUUUUGGGGCCUCUGCAGCCAUCCUCGGGUUCAAAAUUUGGAAACGUGCAUUGACUUUACUCAAUUUGAUUUCAUGUUCCCGCAACGAAUAAGACCCGAAGAUCUGAAAGUCUGUGGAGCCCAAGAGGUUAAACUUUUCUGCAAAGAUUAUGUGGAAAAGGCAGAAGUUAUGUUCAUCCUCGCGACUGUUGCAUCUAUGCUCGUCGUUCUGAGCCUGAUACACUACCUGAUGUGUCUCUCAGCAAAUUAUGCACACAUUCGGGAUCACGAGAAAUUCCAGGAACUUCAGGAGCUUCAGUACCUUCAAGACCCCGGAGAUCCGGAUUCUCCUCAACCUGGAAUGGGAACUUUGGCAUCUCAUCAUCGAGACAAAGAUAGGUUCUAGGAUACAGCCCGCGAGAUCUUCGCUUUAAAUCCAUCGUAAGCCUAAUUAAUACUCCUGUUCAGGAGGUAAAGGUGGUUUCUCUUUAGCGAUCGAUUUGUCUCUCUACACUUUUCUCUCUCGAAGUAGGCAAUUUUCGCAAAAUAGGAAACCUCGUUUACAGGGACCGGUUUCCUAUUUUGUUGUGUCGCUCGGGUUGAAUAAUACUUGCACCAAAUGCUCUGAAAAUAGUAGAAAGAGACGUGUGUACCUUGUGAGAACGUUAUUAUAGAAAAACUGGCUCAAGUUAUAGCAGCGCCACUAGUGCCAGAAUUUUGCCGUUUUAAAUUAGUCUAAAAAUUAACGGUAGAGGCGCUCUCCGACAGUGCGACUGAUUUGUAUAGAUGAAAAUUUACAGUAGAGGCGCUGCCAUACAAUUUGACUGGUUUUGAUAGAUGAUUAGCAUAAUAAGAAUUUGAUUAUAUUUUUGGAAGUAUCAUUCAGCCCUGGAUGUAAAAUUCUGCGGUGUUACGCUUAUUGGUCGCUAAAUUGUCGCAGUGUUAAAUUGUCACUGACCUGAGGAUCUUGCGGGAGCACUCAAUGCCGUCCAUUUUCUGCGACUGUCUUUAAAAAUUAAGGUUCUAAUCUUUAAGCGCCAAUAUCUAAUUGAUAAGGAUUUCAAUAAUUAGCUAUAUCGAUCAAUCGAUAGUUAUUUUUCGUUUGUCCAUUGUCGCAAUUUGUUGCAUUUUUUAGUUCUAGACUGUGAAACGCGCAAUGUAAAUUCGAUGGUUGUGUAUUGAGCAGCUUGCUUAAGUAUGUUUUAAGUUCGAUGCACACAACUGUGUCUUCUUUGUUCAGUAUUAUUGAAAAAUAACAUCGACAGGACAGCGGAAUUUUUGUCUUCCAAGUCCUGUUUGGAUUUAAUGGCAGCUUUUAUGAUUUACAUUACAUUCCGCAAUCUGAGAUUGAAUAGAGUGACUUUAUUUUUGUUUAUUAAGAGAGCUGCUACGAUAUAAGUGAUGAAUAUUGCGAGUCUGCAAUUGAAAGAACGAAGAAUGAAAUACUUCGUCUUUCAACUCUGACGUUUUCCGUCUACUUGAAAGCUCAAAGUAUUUCUCAACGAUUUCAUAGUU
Belonocnema kinseyi is the source of this 2540-nucleotide messenger RNA. It is a transcript of the gene M6, whose product is annotated as neuronal membrane glycoprotein M6-b. The record is from RefSeq and is a predicted model, not a curated record. The transcript is spliced from 5 exons. Gene Ontology annotation, cellular component: plasma membrane. Gene Ontology annotation, biological process: neuron projection development. The coding region runs from base 640 to 1431 and encodes 263 amino acids. Lineage: Eukaryota; Metazoa; Arthropoda; Insecta; Hymenoptera; Cynipidae.